AUGGUUUUUCGUGUGGAUGACAAGUUUCUUAAUUCAGAAUCGCCUUCCAUUACGUUCGAGAUCUACAAUGUUGCAUGGCUACGUGAUCUCCCCAUUGGCACAACACACCUUAAUAUAAAUAGCUUUUUCCCUCCUCUUUCAUCCAACAAUCCAACCAUGAGAUCCACUACGCUUCAUAUUCGUCGUCCAAGUGGUCAUUUACAAGGGCUCCUUCAUGUUAGUGUCCAAUUGAUUGACACUAGCCCCCCGCCAGAAAUUAUCCUUUCUGGAAGUGAAUUGAGCACCUCUAUAUGUACAAGCCAUGUCUCAUCAUUAAAAGAUGAAAAAAGCAUUAGCGAUGAAAAGCUUGAAAACACCUCGACUAUUUCUAAAGGUCAUGACACAUUGUACGAAGAAGAAAUUACCAAGAAUAUUAAUUACAUGCCAGAGACUCCUGAUGAGAAUAAAAGUCAAAAAAGGGGAAUGUCACAACGUUUACGUAGUAAACGAAUAAUGUCUAAUAGCAAUUCAGAUUUAUUUUCGCCAAAUCAAAAGAUGAGAAGGACACCAACUGUGUCAUUUUGCUCAGGGGUGCAACCUAUACCUUCAAUUGUGGCAGAAGAUAUGAAGAAAGGAUUGUAUCACACAGGGGAAGGAUUAGAAUAUGGAAGUUCUGUAUUCGAGAAUUGGGCAAUGCCCAGUGUAAAAGAUGAAGAAAUCCAAUCGAUGCGAUCAAAAAGCUUGACGUGGGGCUCAGCUGAUCAAGUUCACGUGCAAGAACAAGUCGAGAUUAAUAAGAAAUCUCGAAGAAGAAGAAGACAUGAUUCAGAUGGAGGAGGAUUAUUUUCAUGUUUUGGCAAAGCGUAUGGUUUUGAAUUCAAGCUUAUUUGUGGAUCAAGAAGCACCAAAAAGAAGAAAAAUAAGAAAGUUGAACGCCAGAAGAGUUUUCCUUAUAAUAACCAUUAUGAGGAUAACUUGCGCAGGUUUCACAUAUAA
Messenger RNA from Lycium barbarum (goji berry), 975 nucleotides. RefSeq lists its product as uncharacterized. The record is from RefSeq and is a predicted model, not a curated record. NCBI's taxonomy places the organism in Eukaryota, Viridiplantae, Streptophyta, Magnoliopsida, Solanales, Solanaceae. The transcript has a single exon. Bases 1 to 975 code for a protein of 324 amino acids.